Funneliformis caledonium is the source of this 558-nucleotide messenger RNA. Lineage: Eukaryota; Fungi; Glomeromycota; Glomeromycetes; Glomerales; Glomeraceae. The record is from the annotation of a GenBank genome assembly.
AUGCUUAUCAAAGGUGCUAUCCUUGUCAUCGCCCUCUUAUCUUCACUCGUCAUCCAUGCUGAGGCCGAGGAUUGUAAAUCGACCACGUAUUACAAAAAAUAUGAAACCUACCCAGUCUACAAGACGGAUUACAAGUACGUGACCGUUUAUAAAACGGAUUACAAGACCUACCCGGUUUACAAGACGGACUAUAAGUACGAGACCAAGUACAAGACCGAGGUUAAAUACGUCACCAAAACUGAUUACAAAACUGAUUACAAGUAUGAAACCAAAACCAAGUAUGCUACUUAUCCCGUCUACAAGACCGAUUACAAGACCGAAUACAAUACAGUUUACAAGACAUAUUACAAGACCGAUUACAAGACAGACAUCAAGUACGAGACCAAGUACGAGACCAAGACCAAAUACGAAGUCAAGACCAAAUACGAAGUCAAGACGAAAUACGAUGUUGAGACUAAAUACAAAACCAUUCCAGUCUACAAGACCGAAUACAAGACCGAAUACAAGACCGAAUACAAGAAAGUGGAUAAACAUGAUGACAAAGAGAAAUCCUAUUAA